AUACACGCGGUGUCGUUCGUUGGGUUGUCGGUAAACGCAGUCGCACCGCCGCAGUCCGUCCGACGCUACAUCGGACAAUAUAAUAUUAAUGUUUUUGAUGAAAUUUAUUCGGUACAAACGCGUUAUGUAAAUAGUAUAAUAUAUAAAAAAAAAAAAAAUCGAUUUCGACAAUAAGGACGUUCGUAAACAUUUUUGACGUACGUUUUAAAUAACUUCCUUUACUCAAGAAAUUAACGUUUUAAUAUAGUUCUCACUUACAAAUACACAAAGCGUCUUUUGUAAUUCAAAAUAACGAAAAUACGAUAUAAUAGUUAAGUUUUGGCGGACACAGAAAAAAAAAACGAAUUUAAGAAACACCAAUAAGAGCGAUUUAUUUCUGCCAAUCGCCUACUAAAAUAAAAUAUAACAAUCAUUGUUAAUUAUUAAUAAAACAAUUUUACCAUAUGCUCGCGAUGAUUCUCUAUCGAUUCUUAAUAUGAUUCCAGUGUGUUUAUAUACUUGACAGUGUUAUAGCUAUUGUAGACAGUUAAAUAUAUUUUUUUUUAUCGUUUCAACUAAAUAUGUUUGUAACAAAACCAAAAUGGUUCGAAAAGGUCACCGUGGAACCAAUGUUGUUUUUGUAUUUUGUAACAUUGGCUAUUUCAGCUUUGGUGGGCACGAACUUGAUACUGCGAAAGGGGUGCGACCUGACGGCCACCGUACAGCCGGCCAACCUGAGGGACAAGUGCCUGAACGAGAGCUACGCUCAGGAGCUGGUGGCUAAGAUACAGACGUGGAAGCUGACCAUCCAGUACUCCGUGCCACUGGUGUUCAUAUUGUUCGCGGGCCCGUGGAGCGACACGCACGGCCGCCCGCGGCCGCUCAUGUUCAUACCGAUCGCCGGUCAGCUGCUGACGGACGCGUUUAACGUGCUGAACGUGUACAACUGGCACUGGUCGCCCGCCAUAGCCGCCGUGUCCGAGUGCCUGGUGCCCGCGCUCACCGGGUCCCGGAUAUGCUGCCUGGUGGGUGUCGCGUCCUACGUGGCCGACAUCACGCGCAUCCAGGACCGGACCAAGCGCAUCGGCAUGCUCAUGUCGCUGUACUUCAUCGCCACGCCGGUGGGCGCCUGCACGGCUGGCUUCCUGAACGUCAACAUCGGCUUCUACGGCACGUUCGGCGCGUGCAUGGCGAUGAACGUGGUGGCGCUGGCGCUGGGCGCGAUCCUGGUCAAGGAUACGUCGGUGCCAUACGACAAGGCCACGUCCGUCUGGCAGACGGUCAACCCGAAGGUGAUCGCCGAUUCGGUGCGCGUGCUGGUCAAGAAACGGCCCAGCCGAUCGCUGCUCAUUUACAUGACCGUCGUGUCGCCGCUCACCGUUGGACCCAUGCAAGGUGAAUACUCCAUACUUUAUCUUUUUGUCAGAUAUAAAUUUGGAUGGAACGAAAUCGAUUAUAGCCUCUACGCUGCAUACAAAAUGACCGGGAUACUUAUAGGUACUAUCAUAGCUAUAUGGUUAAUGAGUGUAAAACUGAAAAUGCACGAUGCAGCAAUAGGAUUUAUUGGCAGCAGUUUCGACUUAAUCGCUGCAGUGUGCUAUAGCUUUGUCACCCAACCUUGGCAGCUGUAUGUAGUGCCAGUAAUAGAUAUUUUCCAUGGUGCAGCGUUUACAGUUAGCACAUCGAUGGCGUCCAAACUCGUCGACAACAGUGAAUUAGCGCAACUCAAUUCAGUUCGCGGUAUGCUGGAAACGCUUGCUCCAAUUAUUAUUUAUCCAUUAUAUAAUCAAUUAUAUAAGCUCACAUUUGAAACACUACCGGGAGCUUUUUUCCUGUUGACUGCGGUUAUUACUGUUCCAGUUGUCAUACUAUUCGGGUUGACGUACAAAGCCGAUCAAAAAAACAACAUAUUUAAAAAUAACGAAGAUAAUACUGUAGCACAAAAAAAUAAAGAUGAAUGUAAUAACACAGUCAAGGAAGAAUCGAUUAAAACUAUAGAUACUGUUUGACAUCAUUGAUACAUAAACGAAUAUGAUGGUAAUAACAAUAUGGUAAACAUCAUAUUAUAUGUUAUUUGUUAUUAUGUUAUAAACCUUCCUGCCUAUUUGAAUUAUUUUAAUACAGACAUUAUUAAACAUAAUUUUAUUGCAUUUAUAUAAAAUAGUCACUAGUAUACAUUGUACCAUACUUUAAACUAUAAUAAUUGCUUUUGUAAUGUAAAAUUCAAAGCAAAUUCAUACCAAAUCAUAAAUACUUAUAAGUUGUAAGUUUAGAUAGUUUAGUGUAAAUAGUAUAGAAUAAUAUGUAGAUAAGUAAUUAAAGAUAAAUAAAUUAAAUCUAUUAGGUAUAUUAAUAAGAUGUUUUGUAUAUUAUAAUUCUGUCUAUCUAGUAAACAUUAUAAAAUUUUUGUUUUUGUUUAAGAAUUUUUAUUUAAAUAACUUUUAAAAUACAAUGUAGGUACAUGUACCUAUACUUACAAUAGAAACAUUUUAGAAAAACUUAAAAUAGUAUUAAGUGUACUGAAGAUAUAUAACUAUAUUUUAUAACUUGAUAUUAGGUAAGGUACAUAAUAUGUUAUCUUAGGUAAUAGCUAAUAGGUACUUACUACAUGUCUACAUGCUAAUACAAGUUAUUCACGACCUUUUUUUUUAUUUUAAGGAUUCCUCGAUCCAUCAUGUAAUUUAUGUUAAUGAAACUACUGUUUUUUUUAUACAUACAACCAAAAUUAAAUUGUUUUUAUAAAAUUAAAUUGAACUUUUAAAAGAA
Aphis gossypii (cotton aphid) is the source of this 2745-nucleotide messenger RNA. RefSeq names its product proton-coupled folate transporter-like. Gene Ontology annotation, molecular function: transmembrane transporter activity. Gene Ontology annotation, cellular component: membrane. NCBI's taxonomy places the organism in Eukaryota, Metazoa, Arthropoda, Insecta, Hemiptera, Aphididae. Gene Ontology annotation, biological process: transmembrane transport. The record is from RefSeq and is a predicted model, not a curated record.